AUGUUAUGUUAUCCCAUUGCAGAUAGAAAUUUCUAUCUGAAAGAUACUAGUAGCUAUUUCUUGUACUUGGUUUCGCAACUGUUGUUUACAUAUUUUGAAGCUGGGUUAAUUGAUAAGAAGAAUUUGAAUGGUUUAGCGAAGAUUAGUGUGCGGUGUGAGUUUAUUGGAUAUAUUGGUAGUGUGAGUUUGAAAGUUAAGGAAUUAAGAAAUAUUAAUGAAGAUGAGGAGUGUUUGCUUUCGACUAUUGGGGUUUCGAUUAUUAGGGGAAUUGGGUAUGCUGAGGAAGAAGCGAAAUUGAGGUUUAAAAAGUUGAUGAAGAGAUUAUCAGUAAUUCAAGAUUUUGCUGAUGGGCUAAUGGCUUUAGCUGAUAUUAGGGAUGGUAAAGGUUUGCUUUCUGCACCGUUGUUGUUGCCAUUGGCGGGUUUGUUGUCAGCUCUUAUUAGCACGCGUAAGAAUUGGAUUUCUUGCUGA
Lycium barbarum (goji berry) is the source of this 471-nucleotide messenger RNA. RefSeq names its product peroxisomal membrane protein 11A-like. The record is from RefSeq and is a predicted model, not a curated record. Gene Ontology annotation, cellular component: peroxisomal membrane. Gene Ontology annotation, biological process: peroxisome fission; regulation of peroxisome size. Lineage: Eukaryota; Viridiplantae; Streptophyta; Magnoliopsida; Solanales; Solanaceae. The transcript is spliced from 3 exons. Bases 1 to 471 code for a protein of 156 amino acids.